Molecule: messenger RNA, 2415 nt
Organism: Penicillium macrosclerotiorum
Lineage: Eukaryota; Fungi; Ascomycota; Eurotiomycetes; Eurotiales; Aspergillaceae
Product: small subunit rRNA maturation protein TSR1
Exons: 2
Coding region: 1-2415 (804 amino acids)
Biological process (GO): maturation of SSU-rRNA from tricistronic rRNA transcript (SSU-rRNA, 5.8S rRNA, LSU-rRNA); endonucleolytic cleavage of tricistronic rRNA transcript (SSU-rRNA, 5.8S rRNA, LSU-rRNA); ribosome biogenesis
Cellular component (GO): preribosome, small subunit precursor; nucleus
Molecular function (GO): GTPase activity; U3 snoRNA binding; GTP binding
Source: RefSeq, a predicted model, not a curated record
AUGGCGCCCACCCAGGUGCACCACCACCGCUCCACUACCAAGCAGUCCCACAAGCCUUUCAAAACCAAGCAUGCGUCCAAGAGCGCUCUGAAGGAAAAGGCCAAGGGAAAAGUUGAGACGGAGCGGGGCAGUCGCAAAACCCCCCACCAACAGCUCAAAUCGAAACUUGAUCGUCGCAACCAGGCUCGUCAGAGACAGCAAUUAAAGCACCAGGAGAAGGCUCAGGCUACUAGCAUCUUCUCUGGUCAAAAUGGUGCCCCCCGCCACGUCGCGAUCGUCCCGUUGUCGGUCGACAUCGAUGUCACCGCUGCUAUCCGUGCCCUGAAUGAGAGCGUCGAUGUCUCGAGCGAGGUUUCACCCGACGAAACUACCCGUGUGCGAGUCGACCGCUUCCGACAGAGCCUGAACUACAUUCCCUGUAAAUAUGACCUGAUCAAUGCGCUGGACGUCUGCCGUAUGGCCGAUUUUGUUGUGCUUGUGCUGUCUGCCGAGGAGGAGGUUGAGGAGGAGGGCGAGUUGCUCUUGCGUUCGAUCGAAAGCCAGGGUAUCUCCAACGUUCUGACCCUGGUCCAGGGUCUCGACACCGUGAACCCCGCCAAGAAGCGGCCGCAAGUAGCGAGUUCUCUGAAGUCGUUCAUCAACCACUUCUUCCCUGCUGUUGAGAAGGUCAUGUCGCUCGACUCGCGACAGGAAUGCUCCAACGCCAUCCGAUCGCUCUGCACCGCCACGCCCAAAGGUAUCCGUUGGCGUGAUGAGCGCAGUUGGAUGCUCAUCGAGGAUGUCGAAUGGCCUAAUGCCAGCUCAGAGUUGGUUGACGGUGUUGUCAUUACGGGUGUCGUUCGUGGAAAGGGUCUUAAAUCAGACCGUAUUGCGCAUAUUCCUGGCUGGGGUGAUUUCCAGAUCGACUCAAUUACAUCGGCUCCUCUUUCAGCCAAGAACAAGCGGGAUGAUGCGAUGAAUGUCGACAGCAAUGAGUCUACCCAGAUUUUGGAUGGUCCUUCUGCCGACCAGGACGAUUUGGCCACCGUUGCCCCCGAAGAGAUUGAGAUGGAGGAUGAUGAUAUGGUCUCUGUGGCAGAUACCGAACGCAAGGGCGUCCUGCUCGAUGACCACCACUACUUUUCGGACGAUGACUCUCACAUUCCCCCCAAGCCCAAGCGACUACCUAAGGGUACUUCAGAGUACCAGUCAGCUUGGUAUCUGGAGGAUGUCUCGGAUUCCGGAUCUGACUUGGUCGAUGAUGAAGAAGAUGAGGAUAUGGAAAUGGAUACGGCUGGUGCCCCCGAAGAUGGAAUUUUCCCAGAUAACCAGGAUGCCAUGACAGAGGGCGGCCCCUCUGAAUACCCCCAGUCAGAGAUGUUCUUGGAUCCAUCUCCGGAGGAUGAAGCACAAGAGUUGGAGGCUUACCGCCAGAGCCGCCGAAACGAGGCCGAAGAAGACCUUGAAUUCCCGGACGAGAUUGAACUGCAUCCAAACGUAUUGGCACGAGAGCGCCUGGCCCGUUUCCGCGGCUUGAAGAAUAUGAAGCUGAGUACAUGGGAAACCUCUGAGGACCGCCCAUUUGAGCCGGAAGACUGGCGACGAUUGUUGCAAUUUGGUGACUACAAGGGAACCAAGAACCGAAUUACCCGUGAAGCACUGGUCGGCGGAGUCAACCCUGGUAUUCGUGUCAAUGUCCACCUUCGUGCUGUGCCCACCUCGCUCCGCCACAAGGCCCAGCCAGUUUCCCUCUUCUCGCUACUGCGCCACGAGCACAAGCACACUGUGGUCAAUGUCAACAUCACCCUGAACUCUAGCGUUGAGCAUCCUCUGAAGUCCAAGGAGGAGCUUGUCAUUCAGUGUGGUGCUCGCCGCAUGGUGGUCAACCCCAUCUUUUCUGCUGGCGACAAGACGCCAAAUAAUGUUCACAAGUUUGACCGCUUUCUUCAUCCAGGCCGCAGCGCCAUUGCCUCUUGGAUCGGACCUAUGACUUGGGGCGCGGUCCCUGUGCUCGUUUUCAAGCAGAGACAAGCAGAACAAGAUCCUGAGAUCCUUGACUCAGCAGAUGAGGACAAGCAGGAGCCCCUUGCCAUGGACCGCCUCCAGCUCAUUGGCACUGGUACUGUGGUUGCACCCGAUCCUCGCCGUGUUAUUGCAAAGCGCGCCAUUCUCACCGGUCACCCGUUCAAGAUCCAUAAGAAGGUUGUUACUGUUCGGUACAUGUUCUUCAACUCCGAGGAUGUUAGCUGGUUCAAGGCGCUGCAGCUUUGGACCCGCCGUGGCCGCAGCGGAUACAUCAAGGAGGGCCUGGGUACUCACGGUUACUUCAAGGCUACUUUCGAUGCCAAAAUCAACCCUCAAGACUCUAUUGGUAUCAGUUUGUACAAGCGUGUCUUCCCUCGCCGUGCUCGGGCUUUGGAGGAGGUUCUUGCGUAA